CAAGGCUCACUUGGGCGUUAUCGUCCUCUAGGCGACGUGUUAAACCGUGUCAAUUCCUUGUUUUCGCCUGUGGUCUUUUAGGCCAACGAGUUGGGGGGGAUAAAAAGAUAUGUUGCAUCAGAAUGCGUUUUGAUAUGGGGAUGUAAUCUGAUGCGAUGAACACUGGGCAUUCAUGUGUGGAAAAACGGGUGGCCUAGCCUCACCUUUCAAGCUCGUCAACCCUAUAGGGAGUCCCACCUUCCAAAACACUGACGAGGAAAUCACGCUACUCGCUUGCCAUCCAGCAGCCGAUUGAAGCGCGCACUUAGCGUUUGGACACCCUUCUUCUCUCUCUGCUUUUUGCCACCGCUCUUUUGAAGAUUUUAGAAAAUAUCAAGUAUAAGCGGGGAAACCAUCAUCGCGACCACAUUCAUUAAGGGGCGUUACGGAGAGAGAGAGUCGGACAAGUGUAACAUAAGUGAUCAUGAAAGACCGCACGCAAGAACUUCGACAGGGGAAGGAGACUGAGGAGGAAGAGGAGGUGGCCGUGGGCGUGGACAAAGGCUUCAUGGAUGAAUUCUUUGAGCAGGUGGAGGAGAUCCGUGUCUUCAUUGAGUCUCUGGCUGAGAAGGUGGAGGAGGUGAAGAGGAAACACAGUGCCAUCCUGGCUGCACCCAACCCCGACGAGAAGACGAAGGGGGACCUGGAAGUUCUGAUGACGGACAUUAAGAAGUUGGCCAAUAAAGUUCGCUCCAAACUAAAGAGUAUCCAACAGACCAUUGAGCAGGAGGAGAGUCAGAACAAGUCUUCAGCUGACCUGAGGAUACGCAAGACACAGCACUCAACGCUGUCCCGUAAGUUUGUGGAGGUGAUGUCAGAGUACAACGCCACCCAGUCAGACUACAGGGAGCGCUGCAAGGGACGUAUCCAGAGACAGCUGGAGAUCACUGGGAGGAAUACAACAAACGAGGAGCUGGAGAGCAUGUUAGAGAGCGACAACCCAGCGAUCUUCACCUCAGGGAUCGUCAUGGACUCCAACAUCACCCAGCAGGCGAUGAACGAGAUCGAGACUCGACACACUGAGAUCAUCAAGCUGGAGAACAGCAUCCGUGAGCUACAUGACAUGUUCAUGGACAUGGCCAUGCUGGUGGAGAGCCAGGGGGAGAUGAUAGACCGUAUAGAGUACAAUGUGGAGCAUUCAGUGGACUAUGUGGAGAGGGCCGUGUCAGACACUAAGAAGGCUGUUAAAUACCAGAGUAAAGCCCGGCGGAAGAAAAUUCUGAUCAUUAUUUGCUGUGUGAUUCUGGGAAUCGUCAUUGCUUCUACAAUUGGAGGAUAUCUAGGUAUAGCCUGAGACACACACCGAACAUCACACAUACAGGUCUACAAGUGGGCCCGUUUCCCCUGAAUACAACACACACACACACACACACACACACACACACACACACACACACACACACACACACACACACACACACAUACAGGUGUACAAGUGGGCCCGUUUCCCCUGAAUACAACACACACACACACACACACACACACACACACACACAUACAGGUGUACAAGUGGGCCCGUUUCCCCUGAAUACAACACACACACACACACACACACACACAUACAGGUGUACAAGUGGGCCCGUUUCCCCUGAAUACAACACACACACACACACACACACACACACAUACAGGUGUACAAGUGGGCCCGUUUCCCCUGAAUACAACACACACACACACACACACACACACACACACAUACAGGUGUACAAGUGGGCCCGUUUCCCCUGAAUACAACACACACACACACACACACACACACACACACAUACAGGUGUACAAGUGGGCCCGUUUCCCCUGAAUACAACACACACAUACAUACAGGUGUACAAGUGGGCCCGUUUCCCCUGAAUACCACACACACACACACACACACACACACACACACACACACACACACACACACACACACACACACACACACACACACACACACACACACACACAUACAGGUGUACAAGUGGGCCCAUUUCCCCUGAAUACAACACACACAUACAUACAGGUGUACAAGUGGGCCCGUUUCCCCUGAAUACCACACACACACACACACACACACACACACACACACACACACACACACACACACACACACACACACACACACACACACACACACACAUACAGGUCUACAAGUGGGCCCGUUUCCCCUGAAUACAGCACACACACACACACACACACACACACACACACACACACACAUACAGGUGUACAAGUGGGCCCGUUUCCCCUGAAUACAACACACACACACACACACACACACACACACACACACACACACACACACACACACACACACACACACACACACACACACACACACAUACAGGUGUACAAGUGGGCCCGUUUCCCCUGAAUACAACACACACAUACAGGUGUACAAGUGGGCCCGUUUCCCCUGAAUACAACACACACACACACACACACACACACACACACACACACACACACACACACACACACACACAUACAGGUGUACAAGUGGGCCCGUUUCCCCUGAAUGCCACAUCAUGUGUUCCUCGGCACAAAGCUCAUUGUGAUCAAUUAUACACACACCGUGUACAGGACAAAGAUUGUCAUUUCUGCAUGACUUCCUUCUUUGUAAAUGUGUGUGUUUUCUGUAAAGUGUUUAUCUGAGUGUUGUGAAAGUUUUCUAAAUGUUUCCAAAAUGUAUUUUUUUAACGGGGGGGUGGGGGGGGUAAGAAACUACUGUUAUACAUACGAACACAUUCCAAACUUCCAAACGUUGUGUUGACUCCGUUUUGAAACGCUAAUGUAUCCUAACAAGCCACCACAUUUCAGACUUUUCCAGACACGGUUAUUUUGAUAAUCAAUGAAUGGUUAUAACCCAGGAUCUUACGCCUGCCAAACAAGUCAGUAGUGUUUUUUUUAUUUACUGAAAUUCCAUCAUUUUAGUUAUUACCGUAAUCUUGUUGUCAGUAGUGUUUAAUUUCUACGGUAAUUUCUUAGUUAUUACUGUAUUCUUGUUGUGUGACAUAGACAUAGACGCAGAAAGAAAGAAAUCCCUGCGCUACGGAGACUAAUACAGGACUAAUUCCUAAAACAUUUUUUCCAAAUGUUUUUGGUUUGUUAUUAUUAUUAUAAUGAAUUUGUCAGAGGUUGCUGCAGCAGCCUCAGUGCCCAUACUUCCAGCAGCCGGACACAGACUUGACUGACAUUAUAUUACACAUUUUAUGUCAUAUAUAUAAUAUUAAUAUAAAUUAUGUAAUAUGUAAUAUAAUCAUAUCAUAUAUUAAUAUAAUAGUAUGUCAUAUGUCAUAUAAUCUUAUAAUGUAAUCAUAUUUCAUAUUAAUUUAAUAUGAUGUAAUAUGUAAAUAUUAUAUUAUGUUUGAUAAUGAUGAGGUCAGUAAAACCUGGACAUUCUGCCCCUCUCACUGGGUUCCAUCGACCCUAACUCACAACACUGGGUUCCAUAGACCCUAACUCACAACACUGGGUUCCAUAGACCCUAACUCACAACACUGGGUUCCGUAGACCCUAACUCACAACACUGGGUUCCGUAGACCCUAACUCACAACACUGGGUUCCGUAGACCCUAACUCACAACACUGGGUUCCAUAACUCACAACACUGGGUUCCAUAGACCCUAACUCACAACACUGGGUUCCAUAGACCCUAACUCACAACACUGGGUUCCAUAGACCCUAACUCACAACUCUUGCACGGUUUAUUUCAAGAUACGGUGACGUUAUGUGUUCUGUGGGAAACUAAAGAGGAAAUGGAUGUGGAUGUGGGUUUGGUCGUUACUCAUGAGCAGUGGUGGAAAAAUAACCCGCUUGUCAUACUUGAGUAAAAGUAAAGAUACCUUAAUAGAAAAUGACUCAAGUAAAAGUGAAAGUCACCCAGUAAAAUACUACUUGAGUAAAAGUCUAAAAGUUGUUGGUUUUAAAUGUACUUCAGUAUCAAAAGUAUAAAUCAUUUAAAAUGUCUUAUAUUAAGUAAACCAUACAACACCAUUUUCUUGUUUCUUUUUAAUGUACGGAUAGCUAUGGGCACACUCCAACACUCAGACAUCAUUUACUAACAAAGUAUUUGUGUUUAGUGAGUCAGAUCAGAGGCAGUAGGGAGGACCAGUGAUGUCCUCUUGAUAAGUGCGUGAAUUAGACCAUUUUCCUGUCCUGCUAAGCAUUAAACAUGUAACGAGUACUUUUGGGUUUCAGAGAAAAUUUAUGGAGUGUACAUUAUUAAAUGUAUGAAAAUGUACAUUAUUUUCUUUCGGAAUGUAGUGAAGUAAAAGUAAAAGUUGUCAAAAAAUAUAAAUUGUAAAGUACAGAUACCCCCAAAAACUACUUAACUAGUACUUUCAAGUAUUUUUAAUUAAGUACUUUACACCACUGCUCGUGAUAUUGCUCCAUGCAGUUCCUGGCAAGGAGUCCGUAUUUCUACAUUUAUUAUUUUUAUUAUGUCACAUCCUAUUCUGGAAGGUCAAGACCCUCAUUUUAACGAUCACCAUCACAGCAUUCCAUAAUGCCUUACCUACUGUACAAUACUGCCUGCUGAAUUACAGUGUUGUGUGCGAGAGAGAGAGAGAGCAUUUUAAUGUCUGAACCAAUGUUUUUUUUUUUGUGUACAAAGUGUAUAUCAUUUGUCUGAGGAAUAGCAUCUACCACUGCCAAUGAUUGUAAAUAUACUGUUGAGAUGGAGUCUAGAUGGUUGGUCUCUAUUUGUUCUGCUCUGUGAACUCUGUCAUUUUAUGUUCCUGUUGAACUGCAUUUUAGCUUUAACAAAAAGGCUGGGAUUCAUUCAAACCCACCAUAGCAAUGUUUAGGCAAUGUCUUUAUUUACAAUAUUCAUCUCGUGUACACACACUUCUAAUUCUGAAACGUGAAAGCAUACCUGCUAGUAGGUGUAGGUUUUUAUACAUUACCCAAGACCAAUCUGACGUUAUUUGACCAUUUGGAGAGAGAAAAAAGCUACUGUGUAAAUAUUGCAAUGCGGGUUUGAUUGAAUUGAGCCCCAGGUAUUUUGUCCUACCAUUCUGCUCAGUUCUGUUUGGUUGGUCUGUGAGGGAGAAAAUAGAUUACAAACAAACCACAACCAUGAUGCCUACUCAACGUGUUGCCUUGGUGUUGUGAUGCUGUGUUAUGCUUUUGUUACCAUUAUUAAGUAAAGUUUGUCUGUACGUAA
Molecule: messenger RNA, 5181 nt
Organism: Salvelinus fontinalis (brook trout)
Lineage: Eukaryota; Metazoa; Chordata; Actinopteri; Salmoniformes; Salmonidae
Product: syntaxin-1A-like
Exons: 10
Coding region: 464-1333 (289 amino acids)
Biological process (GO): intracellular protein transport; exocytosis; synaptic vesicle fusion to presynaptic active zone membrane
Cellular component (GO): endomembrane system; plasma membrane; synaptic vesicle
Molecular function (GO): SNARE binding; SNAP receptor activity
Source: RefSeq, a predicted model, not a curated record